Molecule: messenger RNA, 2117 nt
Organism: Thamnophis sirtalis
Lineage: Eukaryota; Metazoa; Chordata; Lepidosauria; Squamata; Natricidae
Gene: NUP37
Product: nucleoporin 37
Cellular component (GO): nuclear pore outer ring
Molecular function (GO): protein binding
Source: RefSeq, a predicted model, not a curated record
AGCUAUACGGGGCGGCGAGGCUAUUUCAUGCAGGAAUACUCGCUUCAGCCCGCUGUCUUCUAAGCCUGCCUCAACCCCUGGGACUUUGGGGGUGUUGUGUGCACCGCCCGCCCGAGCUCAGUAGGUGCCGGUGAACUGCUAACCAAGAGAAAGCGUUCUUCUGGUUCCUUCAACCGAAGAUGAAGCAGGAGUCUUUCCGAAGAGCAGCCUAUACUGUGGAAUGUAAGGAUUAUGUGCAUGUGGUAGAAUUCAAUCCAUUUGACUGUGGCACUGCAGAAUCACUCAUUGCAUAUGGUGGCAAUAAUUACGUAGUUGUUGGGACUUGCAGAUUCCAGGAAGAAGAUGCAGCAGUAGAAGGAAUACAAUAUAAAACUCUCAGGACUUUUCAACAUGAAAGCAGAGUUGAUGCCGUUGUGUGGAGCCCAGAAACUAGACUUGAUGCUUUACCUCCCCAUAUAAGAUUUUGUACUGCUGCUGCUGAUAAGAAGUUAAGGUUAUUCACAUCGGACCUCAAAGAUAAGAAUGAAUAUAAGACUUUGGAAGGCCAUUCAGAUUACAUUAAUGAUUUGGUAUUUUCACCUAAAGGCCAAGAAAUUGCAAGUGUGAGUGAUGACAACACAUGUAGAGUCUGGGAUUUAGAAGGAAAUUUAAGAGCUUAUUUUGUUCUGCGGUCUCCUGGAAUGAGUGUGGGCUGGCAUCCUGAGGAUGCAUUCAAGUUGAUGGUAGCAGAAAAGAAUGGAACGAUUCGAUUCUAUGAUCUUGUGACACAUCAGGCUAUCUUGUCUCUCACAACCGAUCAAACACCACUAAUGUCAGCAAGCUGGUGCCUAAAAAAUACUUUUAAAAUUGGAGCAGUUGCAGGAAAUGACUGGUUUAUCUGGGACAUUACUCGAUCUAGUUACCCUUUGGAUAAAAGGCCUGUCCACGCAGAUCGAGCCAGGUUAUUCAGAUGGUCCCGAGUGAAUGAAAACUUGUUUGCUACUACUGGCUAUCCAGGAAAAAUGAUCAGUCAACUUCUGGUUCAUCAUUUAGGUCAUCCUCAGCCUAUCCUUAUUGGUUCUGCACCCUUAGGAUCUGGUUUAACCUGGCACAGGACCCUUCCACUAUGUGCCAUGGGAGGAGAUCAUAAAGUAUAUUUUUGGGUGACCGAAAUGUAAAAAAUUAUAUCUACUGUAUAGUGGUUUAAAGUAUCAGAUAAUGAUUAAGGAAGGGAAGAGUUGAAGUAAUAUAGUUGGCUUAUUUUAUACUUUUUUUACAGAAACAUUGCUUUUUAAUGAAGUUCUGAAGAUUUUAGACUUUCUAGUUUUAGAAGUGCAGCUGGAUUUAACAGGGCAUUGUACUCAACGUUUUCUGUACAAAUCUUGUUGAAAUAAUAUCUUGCGCAAAUUUUCAUUUGUUUAAAAGGAAGUGCAGUCAAGAUAAACAGUUAAAAUAGAUUGCCUACAUAGAUAGAUACAGACUUUGAUACAAUUACCAGCAGAGUAAGAAUGGCUAAAAAUGUUGGUUCAGAUGCCAUUUCAGCCUGGAAUGUUCAUUGACAAAGCAUAGUAAAAUCUUCUAAUAGUGAAUAUUUCUUAAUAAAAAUUGAUUCCUGAUAUGAAUGUGUAUAUCUGUGAUACCAAGAAGUGCUAUGCUAACUGAAGAUAGCAAGAAAUGAUGUGGUUGGAAUAAAUAAUCUCAUUUAUUGGCUGCUAACUUUUACAACUGAAUAUAUUGAGAACAAAGACAAAUCCAAAAUGAACAAACAGGUAGUCAAUUUCUACAAUGAAAUUAAAUUGUAUACAUAACAGAUCUUAAGAACAUUUUUUUUCUCAUGAUAAACUAGAACUCAAUUUUUCCAGGUUGUUGAAUAAUGGGCAAAAUCCAUCCUUCAGUUGCUUGAAAAUUAAAUAUGUCCAUAAACUUUCAUUUUUCUGAUUUGGACCUGCACAAGACAAUGCUUUUGAAGAUUGAGCUGUAAUAAAGACUGAACUUUUUAUAACUGCAAAAUUCAAACAUUUAUUUAUUUAUUUCAUAUGAUAGUAUGUGAUGGGAGAGGUUCUUGUAAACUGAGAUGAUACAAAUCAGACACAAAUGUUUUUAAUUAAACAUGUUUUAAAUAAAUUUGCUUUUCUGAA